Molecule: messenger RNA, 507 nt
Organism: Dentiscutata erythropus
Lineage: Eukaryota; Fungi; Glomeromycota; Glomeromycetes; Diversisporales; Gigasporaceae
Source: the annotation of a GenBank genome assembly
AUGUCUAAUUAUAGUAAAGCACAACUUAUAUUACGGCUUAAAGAUGCAGAAAGCCACUAUGAUAAUAAAGAAUAUGAGAAAGCUUGGACUAUUUUUUCUGAAAUUGAUACUAUCAAGUUUAAACCAGAUAACUAUCAUUUAAACAAAGAUGAUAUAAAUAUAUUUAAAUAUACUGCCAGAUUUUGGAUAACAAUCUAUAUUUUUGAAGGAUAUUAUAUACCACCAAAUAAACAAAUUGAUGAAAAUCUUAAAGAUUUAUAUUUGCUUAAAAAGCAUAAAACAGGUGUGCUUGGUGUCAAAAAAGAUGAUGAACUUGCUUAUAAAUAUUACAAAGAAGUUGUUGAUUUCAUUCCAAAUAAGGAAAUAGAGUAUUUUAAUUCUAACACAGCAGAUCGUCAUUUAUGUAUUGAUUUUGAUGAUAUGCAACCAAAGUUAAGAAUGUAUGAAUAUAGUACCGUAUUGUUACAGAACGAUAAUACUUGCCUGGAUUACUGUGAUCUAUAUUAA